AUGUCGUCGUGGUUGCUGAGUGUUGCACUGCUGCUAUUAGCACAAGAAUGCGUCUCUUGGACUGCGGCGGUGUACGAUGUAAAGGAAGAUUUCGUUGCCGGCUUGUCUCACGAAGACUACGUGCGUCUGCGCGACUGUCCGUGUCCAAGUAGCAGCAGCGACAAGCUCAAUUCCUCGUCGUUGUGUCUCCCAGUGGACUUUGCUGGUAAGACGUCUCGGAAGGAGGUUUUUGCCUUCUCCGUGACAAAAGAUGACCGCUGGAAACACUACGAUUGGGAUCAGCUCACAACCGUGGCUUGGAAUGAGGACAAGCAACUACUUUGUCAUGCACACAGUAAAGGUGUUAAAGUGGUGCAGAAGCAUAAUUUUGACAAUGUGGAUCAAUUGUGCAAUCGUACAGCAAGACAAGAUUGGAUUAUGGUAGGUAAGACAAAGGAUGCCAAGCUUUACAUGCUGCUUUGUGUCGAACUGGCAGCGUACUCUAAGAUUGUGGAGAAUUACGCUGACGGGGUGAACAUUGACACCGAGAAGCCCUUGCACGGGGCCAGCUCGCAAUGUCUUGGGAUGCUCGUGCAUGAGCUUCGCCAUGAGCUAAUGCGGCACGCACUCACGAAGAAUGCACAGAUCACGUUUGACGUUCCUUGGGCCCCUCGUGGUGUCGAUGGUCGCUAUUACCCAUGGCGCGAGCUCAGUAUCGCCGCGGAUUUUCUAUUCGUCAUGUCGUACGACAUGCGUAGUCAAGUGUACGAUGCGUGCAUUGCUGGUGCCAAUUCACCGUUGGCGCUCGUGAAGCAAGGACUGCAAGAGUUUCUGUUCGCGCACGACGUCGCGCCAGAGAAGCUGGUGCUCGGAGUACCGUGGUACGGCUAUCGUUACCAGUGCUUGGAGCGGGAAGGUGAGGCAAUUGACGACGCCUCGUCGUGCCAGAUCCGACCAGUGCCCUUCUUCGGUGCCCCUUGCAGUGACGCGGCCGGUGGACAAAUCGACUACGGUGAUAUCCGACGACUGGUGAAGAGCCACGGACUUGUCGAGCAAUUCGACUCUUUGACACAGACUCCAUUCGUGUCGUACUCGUUGGAGGGACGACGAUCACAGAUUUGGUUCGAUAACCCGCAUAGCUUGGAAGCCAAGUACGCACUUGUCCAUGAGCUCGGACUGCGUGGCGUGGGUAUGUGGAAUGCCGAUACAUUGGAUUACUCUGCAGCCAGUGACAGUCAACUCAUGUGGGGCUCCUUGGCAAAAGCCUUUGCGUCUAAUCUUUCUGUUGGAAAGUUGCACGGAUAA
This is a messenger RNA of Peronospora farinosa, 1284 nucleotides long. The record is from the annotation of a GenBank genome assembly. NCBI's taxonomy places the organism in Eukaryota, Oomycota, Peronosporomycetes, Peronosporales, Peronosporaceae.